Molecule: messenger RNA, 678 nt
Organism: Pipistrellus nathusii (Nathusius's pipistrelle)
Lineage: Eukaryota; Metazoa; Chordata; Mammalia; Chiroptera; Vespertilionidae
Source: the annotation of a GenBank genome assembly
AUGGUGUCCCACUCAGAGUUGAGGAAACUCUUCUGCUCGGCCGAUGCAGUGUGCUUCGACGUGGACAGCACGGUCAUCAGAGAAGAAGGAAUCGACGAGCUGGCCAAGAUCUGCGGCGUGGCGGGCGCCGUGUCAGAGAUGACCAAGCGAGCCAUGGGCGGGGCCGUGCCCUUCAGGGCCGCUCUCUCCGAGCGCCUAGCGCUGAUCCAGCCCUCCAGGGAGCAGGUGCAGAGGCUCAUCGCCGAGCACCCCCCCCACCUGACCCCGGGCAUACGGGAGCUCGUCAGUCGCCUACAGGAGCGCAACGUUCAGGUUUUCCUAAUAUCCGGCGGCUUUCGGAGCAUCGUAGAGCACGUUGCUUCAAAGCUUAAUAUCCCAUCGACCAAUGUGUUUGCCAAUAGGCUGAAGUUCUACUUUAAUGGUGAAUAUGCAGGUUUUGAUGAGACGCAGCCAACAGCUGAAUCUGGCGGGAAAGGAAAAGUUAUUAAACUUCUAAAGGAAAAAUUUCACUUUAAGAGAAUAGUCAUGAUCGGAGACGGCGCCACGGACCUGGAAGCCUGUCCUCCUGCGGAUGUUUUCAUUGGCUUUGGAGGAAACGUGAUCAGGCAACAAGUAAAGGAAAACGCCAAAUGGUACAUCACUGAUUUUGUAGAACUUCUGGGAGAACUGGAAGAAUAA